GUACUUAAGCUUAAUGGAAGCCUUUCUUCAAACCGUACCAGUCUUCAUCUCUGAUGAUACAUUAUACGACCAUCGCUACUUCUACAUCCACAAUGGCAGCGGUUUUUACACUUGUAGAGUCGCAGCACAAACGAUGACUAAGUUGCUCCAAAACCACGAUUUGGACGAGUUCAAUGACGACCAACUUCCGGAAGGAAAAGAAUCUCGAACAAUCAAGACACGGAAAGCUGAUAAAGAGGUAGAACCAAGUCACUUAACUCGUUAUGUGAACAUAUCUGAAGUUGACCCUCUGCUUGCUCAUUAUUUACCCGACAAUGUCAGUAAACAGAACCUGAAUCUAGACUCUACACAAAUAUAA
Messenger RNA from Acaulospora colombiana, 358 nucleotides. The record is from the annotation of a GenBank genome assembly. NCBI's taxonomy places the organism in Eukaryota, Fungi, Glomeromycota, Glomeromycetes, Diversisporales, Acaulosporaceae.